Dufourea novaeangliae is the source of this 1413-nucleotide messenger RNA. RefSeq names its product 26S protease regulatory subunit 7 (gene Rpt1). Bases 90 to 1394 code for a protein of 434 amino acids. The record is from RefSeq and is a predicted model, not a curated record. Gene Ontology annotation, biological process: proteasome-mediated ubiquitin-dependent protein catabolic process. Gene Ontology annotation, molecular function: proteasome-activating activity; ATP binding; ATP hydrolysis activity. Lineage: Eukaryota; Metazoa; Arthropoda; Insecta; Hymenoptera; Halictidae. Gene Ontology annotation, cellular component: proteasome regulatory particle, base subcomplex. The transcript has 6 exons.
ACCUUAAAUUUAGUGUAUGCCGCAUACUUUACACAUUAAGUGAAAGAAGGUAGUCGCUCAAAUAUUAAAAGAAUUUAACAGACGGAAAAAUGCCAGAUCAUUUAGGAGAAGACAUGCGAAAAGUUAAAAAUCAAGAUGAAAAGGAAGAAAAGGAAAUAAAGUCUUUGGAUGAAGGAGAUAUUGCUCUACUCAAAACUUAUGGCCAAGGACAAUAUACAAAAAGCAUUAAAACUGUUGAAGAAGAUAUUCAAACAAUAAUAAAACGUGUUAAUGAAUUAACAGGAAUCAAAGAGUCUGAUACUGGCCUGGCACCACCAGCUCUUUGGGAUCUAGCUGCAGACAAACAAACUUUGCAAAAUGAACAACCAUUGCAAGUUGCGCGUUGUACCAAAAUUAUUAAUGCAGAUUCUGAUGAUCCAAAAUAUAUCAUAAAUGUAAAACAAUUUGCAAAGUUUGUAGUUGACUUAGCAGAUUCAGUUGCUCCGACUGAUAUUGAAGAAGGCAUGCGAGUAGGUGUUGAUCGUAACAAAUAUCAAAUUCAUAUUCCAUUGCCACCAAAAAUUGAUCCAAGUGUAACAAUGAUGCAAGUUGAAGAAAAGCCUGAUGUUACAUACAGCGAUGUUGGUGGUUGUAAGGAGCAGAUUGAAAAAUUAAGAGAAGUUGUUGAAACUCCUCUAUUACAUCCAGAGAAAUUUGUCAGUUUAGGAAUUGAACCACCUAAGGGAGUAUUAUUAUUUGGUCCACCAGGCACAGGCAAAACUUUAUGUGCUAGAGCUGUUGCUAAUAGAACAGAUGCUUGUUUCAUUCGUGUCAUUGGUUCUGAAUUAGUCCAAAAAUAUGUUGGUGAGGGAGCUCGCAUGGUAAGAGAAUUGUUUGAAAUGGCACGCAGUAAGAAAGCAUGCUUAAUAUUCUUUGAUGAAAUUGAUGCUAUUGGAGGAGCUCGGUUCGAUGACGGGGCUGGUGGCGAUAAUGAAGUACAACGUACUAUGCUAGAAUUAAUCAAUCAAUUGGAUGGAUUUGAUCCAAGAGGUAAUAUUAAAGUAUUAAUGGCAACAAAUAGACCUGAUACGUUAGAUCCAGCCUUAAUGAGGCCAGGACGUUUGGACAGAAAAGUAGAAUUUGGUUUACCAGACUUAGAAGGUCGAACGCACAUUUUCAAAAUUCACGCUCGUUCAAUGAGUGUCGAAAGAGACAUUAGAUUUGAACUUCUCGCACGUUUGUGCCCAAACAGUACAGGUGCCGAAAUUCGUUCUGUUUGUACCGAAGCAGGUAUGUUUGCUAUCCGUGCGCGUCGUAAAGUAGCUACGGAAAAAGACUUUCUUGAAGCCGUGAACAAAGUCAUUAAAUCUUAUGCUAAGUUCUCUGCAACUCCUAAAUAUAUGACUUAUAAUUAAAUAUGUUAUUAAAUUUUGA